Laetiporus sulphureus 93-53 is the source of this 651-nucleotide messenger RNA. Its product is annotated as 60S ribosomal protein L10. NCBI's taxonomy places the organism in Eukaryota, Fungi, Basidiomycota, Agaricomycetes, Polyporales, Laetiporaceae. The transcript has 4 exons. Gene Ontology annotation, molecular function: structural constituent of ribosome. Bases 1 to 651 code for a protein of 216 amino acids. Gene Ontology annotation, biological process: translation; ribosomal large subunit assembly. Gene Ontology annotation, cellular component: ribosome; cytosolic large ribosomal subunit. The record is from RefSeq and is a predicted model, not a curated record.
AUGGGUCGUCGCCCCGCUCGCUGCUACCGCUACUGCAAGAACAAGCCCUACCCCAAAUCCCGAUACAAUCGCGGUGUGCCGGACUCGAAGAUUCGCAUCUUCGACCUUGGGCGUAAGCGUGCUUCCGUCGACGAGUUCCCAUUCUGCUGCCACCUUGUCUCGGACGAGUACGAGCAGCUGUCGAGUGAGGCGCUUGAGGCUGCCCGUAUCUGCGCCAACAAGUAUGUCACCAAGACAUCCGGCAAGGACUCGUUCCACUUGAGGGUCCGCGUCCAUCCCUUCCACGUCCUACGUAUCAACAAGAUGUUAUCCUGCGCAGGUGCCGAUCGUCUCCAAACUGGUAUGCGCGGCGCAUGGGGCAAGCCCUAUGGCUUGGUCGCCCGUGUUAACAUUGGCCAGAUCAUUCUGUCCAUCCGGUGUAAGGACCAGAAUGCGGCGGUUGUCCAGGAGGCACUCCGCCGUGCGCGGUACAAGUUCCCUGGCCGCCAGAAGAUCAUUGUUUCCCGCAAGUGGGGCUUCACGAACGUCAACCGUGAGGACUACUUGAAGCUGAAGGAGGAGAAGCGUGUGUGGCAGGAUGGUGCUUACGUUCAGUAUAUCCGCCCGAGGGGCAACCUCGAGAACAACCUCCGCGCGCAGCUUAAGGCAUGA